This is a messenger RNA of Entamoeba invadens IP1, 486 nucleotides long. RefSeq names its product transcription factor MYB48, putative. NCBI's taxonomy places the organism in Eukaryota, Evosea, Mastigamoebida, Endamoebidae. The record is from RefSeq and is a predicted model, not a curated record. Gene Ontology annotation, biological process: regulation of DNA-templated transcription. The transcript has a single exon. Gene Ontology annotation, cellular component: nucleus. Bases 1 to 486 code for a protein of 161 amino acids. Gene Ontology annotation, molecular function: RNA polymerase II cis-regulatory region sequence-specific DNA binding; DNA-binding transcription factor activity, RNA polymerase II-specific.
AUGGAAGAAACACAAAGCAAAACAUUUGAAACACUGAUAGCUCAAACGGCAUCAAGAGGGAUUCGUUGCUCAUUCAAAAAGUCGAAGAUGGUCAUUCCUUGGUCAAAAGAAGAGGAUAUGAUGCUUGUCGACGCAGUCAAGAAACAUGGCAAAAAUUGGGAAGCCGUGUCUCAGUGCGUCGAUGGGAGAACGAAAAAACAAUGUAAAGAGCGAUUCACUCAAAAGUAUGAUCCAUCAAUUACUCGUCAACCGUGGUCGAUGCAGGAGGAUAUGACCAUCAUCACCGCUCAACAAAUAUAUGGAAAUAAGUGGACGGUAAUUCAACAUUUCCUCCCUGGUAGAAGUCCUAAUAACAUCAAAAAUCGGUGGUUCUCACAUCUUGUCGAUCUGACACCAAAAAGUGAGUGUUCCCAAACAAAGCGGUUGUCCGCAUUUGUUCCUUCAAAUGCCGUAUUUGUUGUGGUAGAGUCACAAGACUCGUUGUAA